Messenger RNA from Medioppia subpectinata, 474 nucleotides. NCBI's taxonomy places the organism in Eukaryota, Metazoa, Arthropoda, Arachnida, Sarcoptiformes, Oppiidae. The record is from the annotation of a GenBank genome assembly.
AUGUAUGUAUCGGUGCCACAAAUCGGUGUACUCGUCGUGCAUAGGGAGAGACAUCCAUCGCUUGCACCCAAUCAGAGCCAUAGCCAUCACCACAACCCGCACCUCAACCAACACUCCCAUCACAACAGCCAUCACUCGAACCACAAUCCGAUCCAUCACUCACUUCACCCGACGGUCAGUCAGUCCCAGUCAGUCACUCACAGUCAUCACAAUCACGGCCAUAGCCCUCAGGGGCCGACACAUCCCUCACAGCCAUCACAUCACACCGUUAUGUUGACUAAUGGACAGACGGCACAAUCGGUGGUCAUCGCAGCCAACGAUAUGCAGAACUCAGUCCACAAUCAGAAACACAAUCAAAACUCCAACCGAUCUCAAGACGACGCAAUGGUUCGCUAUUUCUUUCAGAGGCCGCAAACGGAUCCCGACUUUCAAAACUACAACAAACACAGCCGAUGGGCGUUAGGCGACGACUCU